GCUCUUUACGUUCCGUGGUUUGUGUGUGCGCGUAUAUAUACUGUAUGUGUGUUUGUGGACGUGCUCUCAAGUCUCCGUUCCUCGGAGGCAACGACAACGGACUCCCAGUUGUUUUGGUCGUCGGGAAGCGAACGGAACUUCCGUCUAAGCGGCGUACGUGUAGGAUCGCGGAUCGGAAGGAGUGCUUUUGAACCGCUUUCGUCGUUCGCAGAACCCACGGGAGGAAAGUUCCUAGGAUAAGACCCUGAACGGAGAAACCAGCCCUUUGUGGUGUUCUGGAUGGUACCGAUUCUGAGAAAGUAGUGGUGGACUUCAGCAGGGAGGCUUUCUGGGCCUGAAUUCUGCCUUGCAAGGGUCAUCAUGCAAAACAACUAUGCAACUGUGGCCUUGCUAGGGUUGCCUGCUGAUGAACCAGAACUUAUUUGCAAAGUGGAGCCAGAGGAAGAGCCAUGGAUCCCAAAGGAGCAGGCUGCUAGGGAGAGGCGGAUCCUGCCUGCAAGCAAGUCAGGUGCCGAAACUCCAGAAGUUGCCGUCCCCUCCUACAGACAGUAUCGUGGCACCACGUGGACCUACCCAGAGGUCAUUGACCUUCUGGUCAUCUGGCGAGAGCGAGAGAUCCAACAGGAACUCCAGCGGAGCCAUCGGAACAUUGAAACCUUUCAGGUAGUGGCCGGCAAAAUGGCCAAGAGAGGCCACAGGCGUACGGCCCUGGAGUGCCGGUCGAAAAUCAAAACGUUGAAGAGAGACUACCGCAUCGCUAAAGCCAACAACUCACCCGGGAAGGGUCACCUGGCUUGGCUUUUCUAUGACAGGUUGGACCACUUGUUGGAGAAUGACAGGGACCUCUCACCUCUGGAGAAGCUCCCUGGUUUAAAUCACCGCCAGGUAGCCAUCAUAGACUCUAUAUCGCAGUGUUCCACGGAGGAGGAAGCCACAACAGACGGGGUGAAGGAAGGUGGCCCGGACGGUCAAGAAGUGCUGGAGCUCAGAAGGUCCUCCCCAGCCAAGAUCGGGAAAGACAGCAUUCCUCUGCCGUGCAUCAAGCAAGAAGCCCCGGACGAAAUGCCAGUCACAGUGCCCCAGGCAGAAGUCAGCAGUCCUGUUCCACCUCUCCCUUCGACUCCUUGUGAUAAACCAGGAUGCUCUGCCUCAACUGUAGAUGGUGCUGUUACCUCACCCCAAAGCCCCAUUCCUGGUCCUGCAAGGUCUUACGCAGCUGAACGACUGGCCAACAUCAGAAAGAGGAAACGGAAAAACAGGCAAGAUAUGGCCCUAGAGAUCACACAGGCAGCCGAUAGACGGGUCCAAAUGGCCACGGACAGGAUCCUGGCAGCACUUGGGGAAUACGCCAAGGCAGAUCUGCAGGACCGUGAGCGGGACCGAGUGGACACUGAACAGAUUAUUGCCCUCAUGAACCGCCAGACAGAACUUUUGGAGUCGCUGGUGCGAAAGCAGACUGAGACCCAGGCCCGCGUGUCGCCCACCUUGACCUGGCCUUCCCGGAUUCCUCGGCCUGGGCAGCCAAAUCAUCCUUCCGAAUCGUCUCCCUUGCACUUGGGCGUAACCCGGCGUCCCCUUGCAAGGGCAAGAUACAGGAGGUGAUUCCCAUCGUUGCUUGUGCUGCCUUUUAAAAAGGCCUCCUUGGUAGCUUCUUAUCCUACAGGACACAGAGGGUGGGGAGUAUACCUUUGCAAACGGGUUGUGGCUUUUUCAAGACUUUUUUCAAUCUUUUUACAGUGAAUGAUUUUAUUUGCCAAUUGUAAAAAAAGAAAAAAAAGAAC
Molecule: messenger RNA, 1781 nt
Organism: Pogona vitticeps (central bearded dragon)
Lineage: Eukaryota; Metazoa; Chordata; Lepidosauria; Squamata; Agamidae
Product: zinc finger and SCAN domain-containing protein 20
Biological process (GO): regulation of DNA-templated transcription
Source: RefSeq, a predicted model, not a curated record